AUGGAGGAAAUUGGUAUCAUAGUCAAGACCGAGGAAUCCGCCCCAACUCUCCGUGAAACCAAAGAAAUUCUCGAAGAAUUAAGCGAAAAAGAUUUAUACACCAAACUCAAAAAACUCCAACGCCAUCUUGAAUUUCUCGAAUUGCAGGAAGAGUACAUAAAGGAUGAACAAAAGAACCUUAAGCGAGAGCUGAUCCGUGCUCAGGAGGAAGUAAAACGCAUCCAAUCCGUUCCGCUGGUUAUCGGACAGUUUCUCGAACCCAUCGAUCAGCAUACUGGUAUUGUUGGCUCGACGACAGGAUCGAAUUAUGUCGUACGAAUACUGAGCACUAUCGAUCGAGAGCUACUAAAACCGUCUUCGUCGGUGGCUUUGCAUCGUCAUUCGAAUUCCCUUGUCGACGUCUUACCCCCCGAAGCAGACAGCAGUAUCGCAAUGCUGGGUGCAGACGAGAAACCAGAUGUAACGUAUGCAGAUGUUGGUGGUCUUGAUAUCCAAAAACAGGAGAUUCGUGAAGCGGUUGAGCUUCCGUUGACGCAUUUUGACCUUUAUCGACAAAUUGGCAUCGAUCCUCCUCGUGGUGUUCUUCUCUAUGGUCCACCCGGAACGGGCAAGACUAUGCUUGUGAAAGCUGUUGCUCAUCAUACAACUGCCUCCUUUAUCCGUGUCGUGGGAUCCGAGUUUGUGCAAAAGUAUCUUGGAGAAGGUCCGAGAAUGGUUCGAGACGUGUUUAGGCUGGCUAGAGAAAAUUCACCAUCAAUUAUUUUUAUCGACGAGAUCGAUGCUAUUGCUACGAAGCGAUUUGAUGCGCAAACGGGUGCCGACAGAGAGGUGCAGAGGAUUUUGCUAGAGUUAUUGAAUCAGAUGGACGGGUUCGACCAGACGUCUAAUGUCAAGGUUAUUAUGGCAACAAACCGCGCCGACACUUUGGAUCCAGCGCUGCUUCGACCUGGUCGAUUAGAUCGAAAGAUUGAAUUUCCGACUCCUGAUCGACGACAGAAGAGAUUAAUCUUUUCCACAAUUACAGCAAAGAUGAAUCUCUCUGAAGAAGUUGAUUUAGAAGAUUUUGUCUCUCGGCCUGACAAACUCAGUGGAGCUGAGAUCCAUGCCAUAUGUCAGGAAGCUGGAAUGCAGGCAGUUCGCAAGAAUCGCUACGUGAUUUUGAGUAAAGAUCUCGAAAAAGGAUAUAAAUCCAAUGUAAAGAAAGCAGAUACGGACUUUGAAUUUUAUAAAUAA
Paraglomus occultum is the source of this 1233-nucleotide messenger RNA. The record is from the annotation of a GenBank genome assembly. Lineage: Eukaryota; Fungi; Glomeromycota; Glomeromycetes; Paraglomerales; Paraglomeraceae.